AUUAACUAAUAUACUACUGAUUACGUCCUGUUUGGGUGGGCUUAUCUUUGUCAAAUCUCCGCCAUCUUCUUCACUUACUUCGCCACUGACAAUGGCGGCGUCCGCCCUGAGAAUUGCACUCAACCCCUACUCUAACGACGUUGUUGCGCCCCGCCCCGCGUACUCUUCCAGCACUGUCAAGAUCGCAACAUUUUCCGAUAGCAGUAACAGGACUCCUCUUUUCUCAUCUUCAACUUUGAGCAAUUGUGAAAAUAGUAAUCAUGCAAACAGAUUCUCGCCCGUUCGAGUUUCCCGCUCCAGUCGGGUCUCCGGGUCGGACUUGCACACAUUCGACGUGGUUAUCGUGGGAGCGGGUAUUAUCGGGUUGACCAUUGCUCGCCAAUUCCUCCUCCGAUCAAAUCUCUCCGUCGCUCUGGUUGACGCUGCCGUUCCCUGCGCCGGCGCCACUGGUGCAGGGCAGGGCUACAUCUGGAGGGUUCACAAGACUCCGGAUAGCGAGAAAUGGGAGCUGGCAAUGAGAAGUCAUCAGUUGUGGGAGGCUCUGGCUGAGAGCAUUCAGAAUCAAGGCAUGGAUCCUUUACUGGCACUUGGGUGGAAGAAGACAGGAAGCAUGCUAGUUGGUAGAACUGCACAGGAGUGUUCUCUGCUGAUGAGGCAGGUGAAGCAGCUAGCAGAUGCUGGCCUAGGUGCAGAGUUCUUGUCUCGUGAUGAUUUACUGUCAGAAGAACCUGCUCUUAAGCUUGGAGAGGAAUGCGGUGCAGCUUUUAUGCCCGAUGACUGUCAAUUAGAUGCUCGAUGUGCUGUUGCAUUUAUCGAGAAGGCUAACAGGUCUUUUGAAGCUGAAGGGAGAUACGCUGAGUUCUAUUAUGAGCCAGUAACCAGUUUAUUAAGAAAUGAGAGCAGUGGGGAGGUUGAGGGAGUUCAAACUUCCAAAAAUACGUUGCAUUGUGAGAAAGCUGUUGUCGUUGCAGCAGGCUGUUGGAGUGGUUCGUUGAUGCACGACCUUAUAAAAAAUUCUGAAAUUGAGUUAGAUCUCCCAGUAAAGCCUCGAAAGGGUCAUCUGCUUGUUCUUGAGAAUUUCAACUCUCUUAACCUUAAUCAUGGGCUUAUGGAGGUGGGAUAUGUCAAUCAUGAAUCUGCAGUCCUAUCGUCUACUACAUCGGAUUCAAGGACUGGAUAUGAUGAUACUGCAUCUAUUUCAAUGACAGCUACCAUGGACAUGUCAGGAAGGCUCGUUCUUGGAAGCAGCCGCCAGCUUGUCGGGUUCAACACUGAUAUCAGUGAAUCAAUCAUCCAUCGAAUAUGGGAGAGGGCACGCGAGUUCUUUCCUGUACUAAAAGAAGUAUCUUUGAAAGAUUUGAAUAAAAGCAGAGAAGUAAGAGUAGGCCUGAGACCUUACAGUAAGUUGCCUGGUGGAAAGCCUGUAAUUGGUCCUGUGCCUGGAUUAUCAAAGAUGUUGCUUGCUGCUGGACAUGAAGGAGAAGGACUCUCACUGGCUUUGGGGACUGCAGAAAUGGUUUUCAACAUGGUGUUGGAAAAUCCGCAAAUAGUAAACCCCGCCCCCUUCUCCCUGUAGCUUUCCUCUCCCUCUCUCUCUCUCUCAGUGCCACAGAAGCAGAACACAAGUCGCGUCCCAAUUUUGUGUCCAAAAAUUUCUCAUAGGAUUGUGAUCUGUUUGAUUCUUCCACUUCCACUGGACUAUUUCAACUCUACAGGAAUCUCUUAGCAAACGUUACUGGCGGACAAGAAGGUCAAAACGUAUUCCUCCUCGAAAUUCGGAUUUGGACAUUGUGUUUUCUUUCUUUAGGAAGUCUUUGAUUAUAAAUCAACUUUACUUUCAUUAA
This is a messenger RNA of Sesamum indicum (sesame), 1844 nucleotides long. RefSeq names its product FAD-dependent oxidoreductase family protein. The record is from RefSeq and is a predicted model, not a curated record. Gene Ontology annotation, cellular component: cytoplasm. NCBI's taxonomy places the organism in Eukaryota, Viridiplantae, Streptophyta, Magnoliopsida, Lamiales, Pedaliaceae.